Messenger RNA from Aspergillus melleus, 990 nucleotides. RefSeq names its product putative 3-oxo-5-alpha-steroid 4-dehydrogenase. The transcript has 3 exons. Gene Ontology annotation, cellular component: endoplasmic reticulum. Gene Ontology annotation, biological process: polyprenol catabolic process; dolichol-linked oligosaccharide biosynthetic process. The record is from RefSeq and is a predicted model, not a curated record. NCBI's taxonomy places the organism in Eukaryota, Fungi, Ascomycota, Eurotiomycetes, Eurotiales, Aspergillaceae. Gene Ontology annotation, molecular function: 3-oxo-5-alpha-steroid 4-dehydrogenase activity. Bases 1 to 990 code for a protein of 329 amino acids.
AUGAUCAAUCCGAUCUCUGAUCUAAUCGACUCGGCUUCGGCGGCCACUCGCAUGGACGCCGUCGACGCUCUCCGAGCCUUCUUCGUCUUCGCUUCCUGUACGAUCCUGUCGGUCAGCCUGUCGCAAUCGCUCCGCUCGCGCUUCGUCCCUUAUGGCGCCCGUGCAACCUCGACGGGCGAGUCGAAGCCGACACCGAAUCCGAUUUCCUCGCCCUCCAAGUCCUCAGGGGGCUCUGCGGUCACACGCCCUCUCGACUACCUCGCCGCCUUGAAGGUCCCUCACGGCUACUUUACGCAGUUCUACAUUGCGUCGGUGCUGUCGUCGCUAUUCUGGGCUGUGCAGCUCCUGUCUCGCGGGGCUGCCUUCCAGGCUGUUGCGACUAGGAUCCGCCCGGAACGCCUGCAGGAUGUGAUGUCCUUGAACCAGAUCCUGCUGUGCUGGGCGCUGAUGCUCGUUCAGGGUAUAAGGCGCCUAGUGGAGUGCCUGGCACUCUCGAAGCCAUCGUCAUCUCAAAUGUGGUUCGGCCAUUGGCUUGUUGGCAUUGCUUUUUAUGUGGCAGUGUCGGUUGCAAUUUGGAUCGAGGGCACUGGCACUCUGCUGGCUCACGAGUACACCCUCGACCAUAUCAAAAUCACCAACGUACCUUCUCUCCGCACCUUUCUCUGUCUGCCACUCUUCCUUUUCGCGUCGGGUCUCCAGCAUGACUGUCACUACUACCUCUUCUCACUCAAGAAGUACACCGUCCCCGCUCAUCCGCUGUUCAGCAGGGUUGUGUGUCCGCAUUACACUGCAGAAUGUGCCAUCUAUUUGUCGUUGGCACUGCUAGCCGCCCCUUCGGGAGAAUGGGUUAACAAGACCCUUCUAUCAGCGCUGGCGUUUGUCGCCAUCAACCUAGGUGUCACUGCCGGAACCAGCCGAAAGUGGUAUGCGCAGAAAUUUGGCGAGGAGUCUGUGCGGGGAAAAUGGAACAUGAUUCCGGUGGUGUACUAA